Messenger RNA from Paramecium sonneborni, 1348 nucleotides. Lineage: Eukaryota; Ciliophora; Oligohymenophorea; Peniculida; Parameciidae. The record is from the annotation of a GenBank genome assembly.
GAAGGAUAUUAUCGUAAUCUGUAAUUUUAUUGAAGAAACCAAUAAUUCAAAGGGAUACGGAUGGCUCAAAAAAGUGUAAUGAGAAUAAAUGAAGACUAAAAAUUUAUGCAACAGGUCUUAAAAAUAUUAUAAGUGUAUAUUUAAUUUAUUUUUUAUAACAUGUCAGAUGAUUUUGAUAUCGAAGUUAAUUUUGAAUAAAACAGUUCAAUGACUUUUGAAAUGUUUUAAUUUAUUUAUAAUCAUAGAGGGCAUAAUAGCGUAAGAUUUCCGAAAGCUGGAAUAAAGAUAAAUAAUGAAGGAUUAACAUCGACAAAUGGAAUGCAAAUAUAGACAACAAAGGAAGCAAUAACACAAUAACAUAUAAAAAUUGGAGAUAUAAUUGGUUAAGGAGUGUCAAGCUAUGUUUGUAGAGGACUUUAUAUCCCAUAAACUUGUGAAGUUGCGUUAAAAGUUGAUACAUAUACUUAAUAUAAAGAUAAUCAACGUUUUUGACAAAGAUAAAAGACAUUAAAUGCUGAAUGAUCUGAGUACAUUACUAAAUGGCAUAGAGUGUGAGCAGUUGAUAAAGUUUUAUGGAGCAUAUUACGAGGAAGGUAUCUCUUUAAACAAAAUAUCAGGAACUAUACGACUAGUGCUAGAAUACAUGGAUUAAGGAUCUUUGAGAAGCAUAAUUGAAUAGAUUUAUAAAAACAAUUUAGUUGAGUUCAUCAAUGAACAAAUCAUAGCUACAAUAACUUACAAUAUUCUCCUCGGGUUAUAAUAUUUACAUUAACAAAAACAUUAACUUCAUCGAGACAUCAAACCAGAAAAUAUUCUCAUCAAUAGUUAAGGAUAAAUUAAGCUUACAGAUUUUGGGAUCAGUAAAUAACUGGAAAAUACUAUUGCAAUAGCUAGAACAUUUGUUGGCACUCUUAUGUACAUGUAAUUAGCAAUUAAUUUGAUUUGUAUUAAUUUAUUAGGUCUCCAGAAAGAACUGAAGGAAAGAAUUAUUCUUAUGCAUCAGAUAUAUGGUCAUUAGGAUUGAUUAUUUAUGAAUUGGCAACAGGGCAACAUCCUUAUGCAUUUUCAAAAAAAUCUAUGACAUAUAUCCAAAUGAUUUAAAACAUACUCAAAUCUGAUUCUCCAAAAUUAGACAAUCAUCCAUAUAGUUUUGAAAUGAAGGAUUUUUUGAAUAUAUGGUAUCAUAUUCGACUUAUCUAGUCUUAAUAAAGACCAGAACAAACGUUUGGAUGCUUAGACUUUGUUACAACACAAUUGGAUUUUGAAAAAUGUAUAGAAUUAAUAAUAUGUUCAAUAAUGGAUAUCUUUGAAAGAUCAAAAAAUAAAAUAAAAAUUGUAAUAAUCAUGA